Molecule: messenger RNA, 351 nt
Organism: Iphiclides podalirius (scarce swallowtail)
Lineage: Eukaryota; Metazoa; Arthropoda; Insecta; Lepidoptera; Papilionidae
Source: the annotation of a GenBank genome assembly
AUGAAACGUUUCCCGAGACAUCGAAUAACAUGGGGGUACGAGAUUUGUUCUGGCCGGGACGUCGGACGAGGUUUAACAAACAGCCCGCCUUUGGAAUGCGACUGGUUCCCGGGCGGCCCCUCCCUCGUACCCUUCGCCACUGACUAUCCGAACCGUGAGAAACAACGCGAAGUGGAAAGUAUAGACUGGCCGUUAACGAAAACCUCGGACGCGCCACCAUUGAGGCGUUUUCGCCGCGGCUCGUUUCGUUCCACUCGCGGGGGGAAGUUUCAUUUGCACCGGAAACUAAUGGAGUCCCGCCGUGAGAUCGGCAAACAGACGGCGGGUGAUUUCGCUCGUUCCCGGUACUGU